Balaenoptera ricei (Rice's whale) is the source of this 1307-nucleotide messenger RNA. It is a transcript of the gene NRSN2, whose product is annotated as neurensin 2. Gene Ontology annotation, cellular component: neuronal cell body; neuron projection; transport vesicle. Lineage: Eukaryota; Metazoa; Chordata; Mammalia; Artiodactyla; Balaenopteridae. Gene Ontology annotation, biological process: nervous system development. The record is from RefSeq and is a predicted model, not a curated record.
AUGGGACAGUCAGACGAGGAGUUUGAGGGACUGCAUGAGUGGGUGGGGUCGAGGGAUAUGAUGGGGUCCCCGCGAGGGGCCUGGGGUCUCAGAGAGAGAAGGGAAUUCUUGGAAGGGGACCGGGGCUCGCAAUCCUGCAGGGGUCCGAAAUCUGCAGAGCCAGCCCUCAGGGCGGGCCGGCGCCCCCCCACCCGUGUCACCCCCGCCCCCCAACUGCGGCGCAGGCGCCAACACAACCCGCUUCUGCUCUGCUCGCGUUCCCGCUCCCGCUCGGCGGAGACUGCGGACGGAGAGGGACCCAGGAUGCCAAGCUGCGAGCGUCCCUGUGGCUGCAGCCGAGGCCCCAACGUGGAAGAUGGCAAGUGGUAUGGGGUCCGCUCCUAUCUGCACCUCUUCUACGAGGACUGUGCAGGUACCCCCCUCAGCGAUGACCCUGAGGGGCCUCCUGUACUGUGCCCUCACCGACCUUGGCCCUCACUGUGCUGGAAGAUCAGCUUAUCCUCAGGUACCCUGCUUCUGCUACUGGGUUUGGCAGCCCUGACCACUGGCUAUGCAGUGCCCCCCAAGUUGGAGGGCAUCGGAGAGGGCGAGUUCCUGGUGUUGGAUCAGCGGGCAGCCGACUACAACAAGGCCCUGGGCACCUGCCGCCUGGCAGGCACUGUGCUCUGCGGGGCAGCCGGGAUCUUGCUGGCCAUCUGCAUGUUCUGGGCCAUGACUGGCUGGCUGAGCCAGGACCCCAAAGCAGAACCCUUGGACACUGAAACCGAUGGCCACAUGGAGGUCUUCGGGGAUGAGCUGGAGCAGCAGUUGUCCCCCAUUUUCCACGAUGCCAGUGGCCGGUCUUGGUUCUCACCACCCGCCAGCCACUUUGGGCAAUCCUCUGUGCAGACCAUCCAGCCCAAGCGGGACUUUUGAGCUGCCCUCACGGCCAGAGGAAGAGCCAGGCCUGGGGUCUGGACCCUUCCUCCUCCCCACCACAUCCCACCUUCCCAUUGUCUCCCUAACUUCUCCCUUUCAAUGGGGCCCUUUCCAUCUAAGCCCCCAGAAAGUCCAACUCCAGGUCAGAAAGUCUGGAGCUCACAUCUCUGUGUCCCCCUCCCAGGGGUAGGGCCCUAAGUCCUCCAAGAUGCCAGCCUUCCCCGAGUCCCCCCAAAACUUCCCACCCAUUCCUCCUUUCCAAAGCCAUUCAAGGGCAGAAAACUCCCUCAACCUAUCCCCACUCUUUCCUCUGUAUGACCUUGGGCAAACCCCUUACCCUUUCAGACCAUCAGUUCCUGCCUCUGCACUAAUGAAGGGUUUGGACCAGA